Molecule: messenger RNA, 2109 nt
Organism: Abrus precatorius (Indian licorice)
Lineage: Eukaryota; Viridiplantae; Streptophyta; Magnoliopsida; Fabales; Fabaceae
Product: 2-succinylbenzoate--CoA ligase, chloroplastic/peroxisomal
Exons: 10
Coding region: 29-1708 (559 amino acids)
Biological process (GO): fatty acid metabolic process
Molecular function (GO): medium-chain fatty acid-CoA ligase activity
Source: RefSeq, a predicted model, not a curated record
AACUAACAUAGAGUUAAUUCAAAGUUCCAUGGCUAACUACACACACCCUCAUAUCUGUCAAUGUUUGAGUCGUUUGCUAGCUUUCCGGCGACAUUUUCCGGUCACAAUCGCCGGCCACCGCCGUAAGAGCGGCCAACAGUUGGUGGAGGAAGUGUUGUCAUUGGCACAAGGCCUGCUCCAGCUAGGACUCGCACCUGGUGAUGUGGUUGCUAUCUGUGCUUACAACAGUGAUUGGUAUCUGGAGUGGUUAUUAGCCAUUGCUUUUGUUGGAGGAAUAGCUGCUCCUCUGAACUAUCGCUGGAGUUUUGAAGAGGCAAGAUUAGCAAUGGAAGCAGUGAGGCCAGUGAUGUUUGUGACUGAUGAAAGCUGCUACACAUGGUACUCAAAACUCCAUCAAAAUGACAUUCCAUCUCUGAAGUGGCAUGUUUUGUUGGAUUCCCCUUCCUCAGAUUUUACAAUGUGGAAUGUGUUUACUCCAGAAAUGCUUAAGGGGCAUCCUGUAAAGCUUCUACCAUUUGAUUACACCUGGGCUUCUGAAGGAGCUGCAAUAAUAUGUUUUACUUCAGGAACUACUGGAAAGCCUAAGGGAGUUACCCUAAGCCAUGGAGCUCUUAUCAUACAAUCUCUAGCCAAGAUUGCCAUAGUUGGGUACAAUGAGGAUGAUGUCUAUCUACAUACUGCUCCAUUAUGCCAUAUUGGUGGCUUGUCGUCAGCCCUGACCAUGCUCAUGGUUGGAGGUUGCCAUGUCUUGAUGCCAAAGUUUGAUGCAGAAUCGGCUGUUGGCACCAUAGAGCAAUAUACCGUGACAUCUUUUAUCACAGUUCCUGCAAUAAUGGCCAGUCUGAUUUCUAUAAUUAGGCACAAAGAGACCUGGAAAGGGGGAGACACUGUCAAGAAAAUACUUAAUGGGGGUGGAAGCCUCUCACUUGAGCUCAUCAAAGACACUAGCAUACUCUUCACCAAAGCUAAACUUAUUUCAGCUUAUGGGAUGACAGAAUCAUGCUCCUCAUUGACAUUCCUGACACUCUAUGACCCAAUGCAUGAAACCACUAGCCAGCUCCUUCAAACAUUUGGUGUGGCAGGAUCGAAUCUCAUUCACCAGCCCCAAGGUGUUUGUGUUGGCAAGGCUGCACCUCACGUAGAACUGAAGAUAUGUGCAGAUGCUUGUGGUCACAUUGGGAGAAUUCUAACUAGAGGACCACAUAUAAUGCUCAGGUAUUGGGAUCAAACUCUCACAAAUCCAUUUAAUCCGUAUACCGAAGCCUGGCUUGACACAGGUGACAUUGGAUCAAUUGAUCGUUAUGGUAAUUUGUGGCUCCUUGGACGAACAAACGGUCGUAUCAAGAGUGGUGGAGAGAACAUUUACCCUGAAGAGGUUGAGGCAAUUCUACUACAACAUCCAGCGAUUGCAAGUGUUGUUAUUGUGGGAAUCUCGGAUGCUCGCUUGACAGAGAUGGUGGUAGCAUGUAUCCAACUAAGGGAACAUUGGCUUUGGUCAGAGCAGUCUGAUUCAAAUGAAGAGUUUCACCUAUCUAGAAAGAACCUCCAGCAAUAUUGUAUGCAAAAUCAAUUAAGCAGAUUUAAGAUACCAAAAUUAUUUAUUGUAUGGAGGAAGCCAUUUCCAGUCACUACCACAGGAAAAAUAAGAAGAGACCAAGUCCGAAAGGAAGUUAUGUCUCAGCUACAAUUUUUGCACAGUAAUCUUUGAAUAUAUCAAAGCUCCAAUGCCCCCCCUUAAACCACUGCAUGCUCCAACAUAUUUUAAUGCCACAAAAAAGAAGAAUGGCUUGAAUCUAUAAUGCCUCAGAGAUUCCAAAAUUAUGCCUUUGAUAUACGACCUUACCAUUGUCAGUUUUCCACACACAAAAAUGAACGGUUUUGACUACAUAUAAUGUGAGAAUGUUGAUCAUUUUGUUGAGUAGGCACAUUAAUUAAGUACAUUUUUUGUAUAGAAACACAUUCUUUUCCCUCCCCUACUUUUAUCCUUUCUUGAAACCGUUUUCUACUUUAUGAUACUAGACUUUAAGACAAAGUAAUCAAGGAACCUGCCAUGCAAUUAAGAACUUAUUAUAGUCUUUAAAUUUCUAGAAAUAAAAAUAUAAUUAAUUG